This is a messenger RNA of Anopheles coustani, 465 nucleotides long. RefSeq names its product cyclin-dependent kinase inhibitor 1C-like. The record is from RefSeq and is a predicted model, not a curated record. The transcript is spliced from 2 exons. Bases 1 to 465 code for a protein of 154 amino acids. Lineage: Eukaryota; Metazoa; Arthropoda; Insecta; Diptera; Culicidae.
AUGUUCGCCAAGUUGUCCAUCGUUGCAGUCUGCAGUCUGCUUGCUGUGGCCUCGGCCGAACCGCACGUCCUCACCCCCGUUGGACCCGCCGUCGUAACGGCUCAAAGUUCGCAAGUAUUCGCCCGGAACUACAAUGGAUUCGUUCCGUUCCCGGUCGUGGCACCCGCCGUACCAGCGCCCGUCCCCGCGCCCUUCCCUCCAGCACCCGCGUUCUUCGUGCCGGCUCCCCCGACGCCCAUCUUCUACCCACAGCCCGUCUUCUACAACCCUCCGGCACCACUUCCGGCCGUUCCGGCGGCAGUUCCCGCAGUUCCGGCCACGCCAGCCGUCGUUCCCGCGGUUGCCGUUGCUCCGGCAGCUCCAGCAGCUAAACUGGUCGCGGUAGCGCCCGUAGCGAAGGUUGCCAAGCUAGUGCGGCCCGCACCGUACCUCACCACCAUCCGGUACCGGUCGGUUGUUGCCUAA